Molecule: messenger RNA, 744 nt
Organism: Brassica oleracea var. oleracea
Lineage: Eukaryota; Viridiplantae; Streptophyta; Magnoliopsida; Brassicales; Brassicaceae
Product: protein PHLOEM PROTEIN 2-LIKE A8-like
Exons: 4
Coding region: 1-744 (247 amino acids)
Biological process (GO): signal transduction
Source: RefSeq, a predicted model, not a curated record
AUGGGGAAAAGCAAAAACAUGCCUCAAUUGUUCAUCAACUUCCGAGGCAAAGACGAGCGGCAGAAAUUAUUGCCACAUCUCAAACAUCAUUUGAAAGAUAGCAAUGUGAAUGUGUUCACGGACGACGACGCUGUUGGAGAGCCGUUAAAGAAUCUCUUCAAACAUAUCAGAAGGUCAAGGAUCGUAAUCGUCAUCUUCUCCAUUAACUACAUGGAGUCAGAGUGGUGUUUAGACGAGCUGGUUGAGAUCAGAAAAUGCUUAGAGACUGAGAAAAUUGACUUCGCCAUACCAAUCUUCUAUAAAGUUAAGACUUCCCACGUCAAGGAACAGAGCGGAAAGUUCGGGAAAAAGAUUGUAGCAUUACAGAAAAAGCAUCGCAGUUCCAGGAUCAUAAAAUGGAAGAAAGCUUUGAGAUACGUAGCUAAAUUAAUUGGACUGACCUAUCAGAAAAGAAGUUUAAUUUCAGAGUUGGAUUUCAUCAAGAAGAUCGUUGAAAUGGUUGAUGUAACUUUGACCAAAAUUGCAUCAGAGGAUGAUGAUAAUAAUAACAGUCCAGAGACGUCUAAGGGAGAAACAUCAAAUCUAAUUGAUGUAAAUAAGAUGCUCAACUUGUCACGGACAUUGGACACUCGGGAUAUGGAAAUAUCUUAUCGUCAAGGCUUCAUGGUUGGCUCUGCCUGGAAAGAUGAAAAUUUCUCACUUUUUGAUGUAUAUGCUUAUGAGUAUGACUCCAGAGGGUGCUGA